UGAUUAAUGGACUAAAUCUAGGCAAACAGCAGAUGAAUCACAAAAAAAAGAAGGGGGGGGGGACAGGCUAUUUUUAAUUAAAUAGUUUCCUUUAAAUAAAUUUUUAAUAAAUCUUAAACUAGCAAACUUAAUGAAUAUUAAAGCAAAGGCAAAUUAAAAUUCUUUAACUACUCUAAUGAAUUAUAUUAUUUCACUUAGGCUUGCAACAUUAGCGAGAAAAAAGAAGAAGCUGGGGUUGACACAGAACCCUCUGCCUGCUGGUGAUGGUCCUGCAACACCAACCUUGCCAGAGAGCCCAGGCGGUGAAAGUUCGGUCCCCACAGUGCCAGAUGUAACCACCAUGGCGUCUUCAGUGGCGGCGUGUACAUCACGCAACACUGAUGACAGUACACAUACUCUGUCCGAUGACUAUCAAGGGAAUGAUGACCUUCCUCCGCUGAUAGUGGUUUACGAGCCUCCAUUGCCACAGACAGAUCCGGGACUCAGUAUGUUAGAGGGUCGAAUGAUGGUUGACGUUCGUCACUUCAUGGUGCAAUGCCGUCUUCUGGAGAGACACAGGUGUCCCAUUUCAUCUUCAGGAACAUAUUUUCUGGAAAGUGUCAACAGGUACGGUCUGCUGACAAAUUUUAAAUUUAAGUGCACUCACUGCAAUCAAGAGCAGCAGUUCAAAUCUGAGCCUGUGGAAUGCCUUCCAGUGGGAAGAAAAAGAAAAUGCAAAAUCGAUACCAACUUAGAUAUCAACGAUAAGAUUGUUUGGGGCGCAAUUUCGGUUGGUCUAGGCUACGGACCAUUGUAUGAACUAUUGUCACUAAUUGAUAUGCAUCCUAUGAGCCCGGGUUGCUUUUCUUAUCACGAGAACAGAAUCGGAGAGCACUGGAAGGCAAUGUUGCAGAAGGAAAUGGAAGAUGCUGCACUGGAAGAGUUCUCUAUGGCGAAAGAUGAUGGACGCAUCUGUAUGGUUGGAAAUGAGGAAUAUGCUUGGACCAUAGGAAUUUUGGAUGGAGGUUGGAGCCAAAGAUCCUAUGGUCAUAGGUAUUCUGCUAAGUCUGGAUGUGCUAUAAUAAUUGGCUUCUACACUAAGAAAUUGUUAUUCCUUGGUGUGAGAAACAAAUAUUGUACCGCAUGCAUUCGGAGCGAACGGAUGGAAAAGGAACCCACGCCUCACCUGUGUUUCCGGAACUGGACUGAUUCUUCCACUGCAAUGGAGGCAGACAUUAUAGUGGAAGGUUUCCGGUUCUGUGAAGCCAAGUACAAACUUCAAUUUAAGAAGUUUGUUGGUGAUGGGGAUUCAAGUGUGCAUGCAGCCAUAGUUGCAAAUGUUUCGUACGGAAGAGAUGUUGAAAAGAUUGAAUGUGCUAACCAUGUCGUGAAGAAUCUCAAAAAGAAUCUUUAUGCCAUAGCCAAGGGCAUCCAUAUGCGGCAUCUCAGCCAGUCGAAAAUCAAAGCCCUCUGUCGCUGUGCAAGAGGUUGUAUCAGCAACUGUGGGGGUGAUGCUAUGCUACUUCAAUCAACACUUCUAAAUGUGCCCAACCAUGUGUUUGGAGACCAUAAGUUAUGCAAUUUAGAUGUGUGUGAGAGAGCUGGUAAAACAGCAAAUCCCUGCAGUUAUGACGCAUUGCCUCGUGAAUUGAUUGUGGGAAUCAAACAAGCUUUUGACCGAGUGAGAGCAAAGUCACAAGCACUUGUAAUGGAUCUCACAACCAACCAAGCAGAAAUGUACAUGUCAUUAGUUGCAAGGAUGGCUGGCGGUAAGCAGAUAAACCGUUCACAGCAGGGGUCUUACAGCCGUAGGGCUACUGCUGCUGGUUUGUCUUUCCAACUUCGCUACAAAUGGCAUGGACAAACUAUGAAGGCGAUCACAGGUCACAGCCCUGGAGUGACUGUGAAGCGAUUAAUGGCAAAAAGACAGAAACAGCAGGCGAACUGUAGGCGAAGGUUGGAUAUGAAUCCGCAUGUACCACGGAAAUCGGAAUCAUUUAAACCACAGGGUGAUAAGAGCUAUGGUCCUCAUGCAACUCAGCCUCCAGCUUCUGGUCUUGAACUAGAAAUUCUGACUGAGUCUGUGAUGAGAAGCAUAGAGCUUACAGUGCAAGAAAGGAAUGAUCUGGAGGUGCAGACACGAGAUCAAGGAAGCAGUCAGUUGUGGAUGAAGGAGCGGAGAAAACGAGUCACUGCUUCCUUUUUCGGACGUGUCUGUAAAAUGAGGGAAAAUACUUCGUGUAAAGUGACAGUGGAAGCGAUUGUGUACAGUCGUGUAUUGGAGAAUGCUGCCACAAUACAUGGUCUAGCAAACGAGCGCAUAGCUGUCGCUUUAUACGAAGAACAAACAGGCCAUACUGUUAAACAAUGUGGUCUCUUCGUUGACCUUCAGCAUUGCUUUCUUGCAGCUUCUCCUGAUGGUUUAGUUGAUGAAGAUGGUUUGGUGGAGGUGAAAUGUCCAUACUCUGCAAGGGAACUUAACCCUUUAGAUGCAGCAAUGCAGCUGAAAACGUUCUUUUGCAGAGUUGUCGACGGCGAGCUUUGCUUGAAUCGCUCUCACAAUUACUACUAUCAAGUGCAAGGGCAAUUACACAUCACACGAAGAAAGUGGUGUGAUUUUGUCGUUUGGACAACGAAAGGCAUUUCAAUAGAAAGAAUUGUGAGAGAUGAUUGUUUCUGGCUUGACAAAAUGGAGUCAAAAUUGUUGCGAUUUUUUAACAACUGCUUGUUGCCAGAGCUUGCUGAUCCAUGUCGUCCCAGGGGACAACCGAUUCGUGAGCCAGAAUAUAUUAUACAGGCACAAGAAAGUCGUUCAAAGAAACGCAAAAUUUCAGAUGUGUGAAUUUUGAGAGACAGAAAUUGUGUGGCUGACGAGAACUCUUUUUUUUAAUUUGAUACAGUGAUGCUUUAUAUCUGAUAAAAAAAUUCUAAUUAUUGUUUACUUCUCAUGCUUGUACAAAUUGAACAGUACUGUAAAUGUAUUUGAUGACAUAAGCAAUAGUAAGUUAUUAGCUGAUAUUGAAUACAAACAUUUUUUUUCAUGACUACAAAAAAUAAGGUUCUCUGGUUGGCGAGUGAUUAUAUUAUACUAAUGUCAAAAAGAUGUUAUCGGGAAAAAAUAAAUGAAGUUAUUUUAUACCACUGAUUCACUACCCAUAAAAUCAAACUGUAACGUCUUUGCAACUAGUAUCUCAUACAAGAAAUAUAUAACAUAUUCGUGCUUCAUUUUGUAUAAAAAUAAAACACAUAUAUAAUAUCGGGAGACAGCCUUGAAAAUCGUGCAUAUCACCAACAUGGCCAAUCAGACUCACAGUCAUGUUUACGAUAGCAAGACAGCUAGCAAACCAGUUCAGUUUAUAUGCAGCUUAACUGAAAAAUUUAUUCAAUAUUUUCGGGGUGGUUUUACGCUCAAAAUUAAUACAAAACCAAAUCAGCAAUCCUUGUAUUAUCAUUUAUAAUACUACAAAAUAUCUUCCAUUUCCUUCGAAUUGUAUUGAGCACUAAAGUAUUGAUUUACUUUUGGCCCAGAUUUUAUUCGACGAUACUCUGUAGAGUUUAGCUUGUUUGCAUUCUUUAUUUAUUAGGUUUAAAUCAUGGCCAAAUUUAUUGAAGUGUAACACAAAUUAUAUAUUUGUGUGUGCCUGGUUAGGAAUUUGUAUGAUGUACUUACUAGAAAAACUAUGUCAUAUCAGUGUAAUAGUUGUACCCUUACAAGCGUUGAAUAUUUAUGAAACAUUUUAUUUCUUUUGUUUUUAAAGCCGCAGACUUGUAUUUUAUUUAUUGCAUUUAGACAACAACAUGCGUCCGUGUUUUCUACAUUGCACGCUCUGUAAUAUUUUGAAUGUUAUAGUAAUUUUUGCUUUUUAAAAUCUGUGAUUUAUGUGCAGUAGAAUGAUUUGUAAUUUAUGAUUAUUUCUUUUCAUAUUUUUAAUGAGCCAUUUGCUAAUAUUAUAUACACUUCUCCAUUUAUUAUAAUAAACACAUAUUCCAUUAUUGGAAUUAUUUCAGAAUGGGAAUCACAAGACUACAAAAACUAUUCUCCUGCAUAAGAAAGGUGAUAAUACCAGUAAAGAAAAUUAUCGUCCGAGAGCAAUUACGUCUUAUAUUUAGGGACACCUGUAUUUCGCUAAUACAUUUCGUGUCAAGGUAUUUAACAAAACACUGUAGAUUUUUCUUGUAAUUAUUGGCUGUGGUCGGUGAAGGCUGUUUUCCCGCACUUGACGGGGCCAAUGAGGACGUAGUUACCGUACUGCUGCACGCCCGCAAUUCGCCAAACCUCUAAGAAAAAAAAGCUACAGUUAUGUGUGAAAUAGCCUGACACGAGAUGUAUUCACGAAAUACAGGUGUCCUUAAUUAUAUCGAAAAAUAUUUGAACAUUGUAUGAUAAUUUUAAGUAUGAAAAGUACAAAAUACUUUCAAAUUUAAUACAUGGUUUUACAUCAACUCUAAGCACUAAAACCCAUACUGCUUAUUAUCUACAAAAUAAAUCUAUACACGGCAACUGAUUAUGAAUCAGUUGAGUUUUUUUUAUAAAGCAUCUAAGGCCUUGAUUGUAUAAAUAUAUUGUUGGAUAAAUUAACUAAA
Messenger RNA from Bacillus rossius redtenbacheri, 4563 nucleotides. RefSeq lists its product as uncharacterized. The record is from RefSeq and is a predicted model, not a curated record. The transcript has 3 exons. NCBI's taxonomy places the organism in Eukaryota, Metazoa, Arthropoda, Insecta, Phasmatodea, Bacillidae. Bases 176 to 2821 code for a protein of 881 amino acids.